Lycium barbarum (goji berry) is the source of this 1043-nucleotide messenger RNA. RefSeq names its product probable calcium-binding protein CML22. The record is from RefSeq and is a predicted model, not a curated record. The transcript is spliced from 5 exons. Gene Ontology annotation, molecular function: calcium ion binding. The coding region runs from base 117 to 860 and encodes 247 amino acids. Lineage: Eukaryota; Viridiplantae; Streptophyta; Magnoliopsida; Solanales; Solanaceae.
CCCUUUUUACACUCUACCUAUAUAUAUAUAUAUAUAUAUUUAUAUAAUCUGCUCCAUGUUAAAGGAAUCAGAAGCAGACCCUUUUGAUUUCUUGAGCUCUUUCCUUCAUCAAAGCCAUGAAAGAUUCAGUAGGCUCACCUCACCCAUGUCCAGCAUUGAAGUCAUUAUCUAACAAGGUUGGAAGCUUACUGUGUUUUUGGAAUGCACCAAAGAAGUACAGGAGAUUGGACGCUAAGCUUGAAACAAAAAUGAUUGAGCUUAAAAGAAGUUCAUCAGGGCAGAGCAACUUCAGGUCCAUUAAUAGCAUACUCUUGAAAUUUCCUCAGUUAAAAGAGGGGUUGAAAGAGAUAAAAGGCGUCUUUGAACAGUUCGAUUCAAAUGGGACUAUUGACCGGGAAGAACUAAAGAAAUGCGUAAAGAAGCUGCAAUUUCAUGUUAAAGAGGAGGAAAUUGAUGAUCUUUUCCACUCCUGUGAUGUGGAUGAAAAGGAAGGGAUUCAAUUCAAUGAGUUCAUCGUUCUUCUGUGUCUUAUUUAUAUCUUGAUGGAUUCAUCGCCGCACUCCUCUGACAAUACCUCGAAGAUUGGCUCACCAGAGCUAGAAGCAACAUUUAACACAAUAGUUGAGGCAUUCUUGUUUCUUGAUAAAAGUGGUGACGGGAAACUCCACAAGAAAGAUGUCGUCAAGGCAUUAAAUGAGGCCUCUCCUUGCGAGAAAUCGCCUUCUCAUGUCACUCAGACUCGAUUUAAAGAAAUGGACUGGGACAGGAGUGGCGACGUCAGCUUCAGGCAAUUUCUUUUCGCAUUUCUUGAUUGGGUUGGUAUAGACACAGACGAUGAGAAUCACACGACUAAAACGUAAACGGAGUGCACAAGGCUGAACACAACAACAACACCUCAACCAAACUAGUAGGUAUCGGUUGUAUGAAUCCUCACUAACCAUGGCAAUCUAUUUAAUGAAGGAAUACAAAGUGAGUUCAGACUAGUAUUUGUACAUAUACAAUAGUUCUCUGUAUACAUUCAAGUUCAGUUAUUUUUUAACUUA